Messenger RNA from Chiloscyllium plagiosum (whitespotted bambooshark), 949 nucleotides. The record is from RefSeq and is a predicted model, not a curated record. NCBI's taxonomy places the organism in Eukaryota, Metazoa, Chordata, Chondrichthyes, Orectolobiformes, Hemiscylliidae.
AGCUCAGCUGCGCCCCAGCAGCAUCAGGACCAGCAUCUGGCUAUCACUCAGCCACCACUAUCUCCACCCAAUUCAGGAUAAAUAUAAAAUCCAGUACUCUGGAAGCCUCCAAAAUUAUUUUUCAAACGGCUUUAUACCCUCAACUGUCCCUAAAUCUGAAAUCUUCUCUCCAGCCCCCUGACCCUCAACCACAAAACUGAGUUCAGCAUCAACUGAGUGCAAAAUCUGUGCAAAGGGCAAAGAUGCUGCUGCCUUCUAUUACUUUCCUUUCUGUUUAUAUUUCUUGGGAUGAGGGGGAUCACUGACGAGGCUGGCAUUUGUUGUCCAUUCCUAAAUGUGCUUGAACUGAGUGUGUUGCUGGUCCAUUUCAGAGGGCAGUUAAGAGUCAACCGCAUUACAAUGGAUCUGGAGUCACAUAUAGGCCAGAUAAGGGUAAGGAUACCAGAUUAUCCUCACUACAGGUGCUCGAGGAGAAAGUUUUCAGCCCAAUGCCAUUUGGCAGUUCCGUAACAUGAUCAAGUGUGCUGUUCCGAACAGUCAUCCUGUGUUUGACUACAGUGAUUAUGGGUGUUACUGUGGAUUUGGAGGGACUGGAACUCCAGUUGAUGAACUGGACAGAUGCUGUCAGAUCCAUGAUCACUGCUAUGGAGGAGCCAGCAAGAUUAAGGAAUGCCGGCCAAUCUAUGACAACCCUUACAUCAAAUUGUACAAAUACUCCUGUUCUAGUGACAUGAUCACUUGUGGCCCUGAUAACAGUCCCUGUGAAGCCUAUAUCUGCGAGUGUGAUCGGCAGGCAGCCAUGUGCUUUGCUGAAGCCCCAUACAAUGAAGAAUAUAAACAUCUGGACACAGAGAAGCACUGUGUCUAAAAUAGUACACAAUCACAUGGUGAAAAAGAAAAAUAAAGUUUAAUCUCACUUAGUUUUCUAUUCCACUUCUUUGUAUACAGU